AUGACCCCGGCAGCAUGGGGAUUGGCGGGGCGACAGCUGGGCCUCAGGGCUCCCCAUACCAACAUCCUCAGCAGGAGCCAUCUUCGAGUCAGGAAGCACACUGACGUCGAGAGUGCGAGGAUCUAUUUCGAAGAGUCCAGCAUGGCUUCCACAGUCUGGAACAUUAUCAAGCGUCGAAUGCCUCAGCAGGUAGUGGAUGAUUUCGAUGAAAAUAUGGCACGCAUAAUUCUGCGGCGUAUGGAUGGCGGUGUAGCCGGAAACGAGUACAGUCUAUGGUCGCCAGACCAAAGGAAGGGAUUCCGCUUCACACUACCUGAGGCAGUCCCUUGCUCCAUUGGAUGUGCGAUGAACUAUGCUCGAUUCCCGCACGUCGAGAAAGGCGCAAACACGUAUGUCUGUGCAAUCGCCACCAUCAGUACGGCGGACCCAGACACCAGCGGCAACUUCUUCGUGGCGUAA
Cladophialophora immunda is the source of this 459-nucleotide messenger RNA. RefSeq lists its product as uncharacterized. The transcript has 2 exons. Bases 1 to 459 code for a protein of 152 amino acids. The record is from RefSeq and is a predicted model, not a curated record. NCBI's taxonomy places the organism in Eukaryota, Fungi, Ascomycota, Eurotiomycetes, Chaetothyriales, Herpotrichiellaceae.